This is a messenger RNA of Carassius auratus (goldfish), 4557 nucleotides long. Its product is annotated as zinc finger protein 845-like. Gene Ontology annotation, biological process: regulation of gene expression. Lineage: Eukaryota; Metazoa; Chordata; Actinopteri; Cypriniformes; Cyprinidae. The coding region runs from base 1594 to 3963 and encodes 789 amino acids. The transcript is spliced from 7 exons. The record is from RefSeq and is a predicted model, not a curated record. Gene Ontology annotation, cellular component: nucleus.
UAAAAAAAGCCGGGGGGUGCGCGUGGACCCCUAUUUCCAUCUAGACUAAAAGGUUAGAACUCGCUCUCUGACUCUGAGUACUCUUCUUACAAAUUAAUAAAUUACAGUUGCUCUGUAAAAUAUUUCAGAAAUUAGUCACCAAAUAUGAAAUCUAGAGUCUUUAAGCUUUCAGUGGAUAUAUAGUUUGUCAAGAUUACUUUAAGUUCAGACUAAGAUAUCACAGUUUAAAACAUGUAAUGACAAGUGGCCCACAGGUUAAGACUAGAAACAUCUGAAAUAAUGAUCAUUGUUUUUACCAAAUUCAACAUUGAGAACUGUUUUCUGCAAGCUUUUUUCAAGAAAAAUUAAAACAUUUUGUUUUUAUUUUAAUAAUAAUUCAAAAUUGAUGUAUACAGUUCAACAGCAAAAUCUGUGUGAUUUUUUUGUCAAGACAAUUUUUUAUACAUCUAUAAAUAACUGCAAGGCAAGCUGCAGGAACACACAGAGAUGCCAGCAGACCACAAUAUCAGUCGCCUUAAUGCUUUAUGUGGAGUGUCUAGUGUACUCAAAACUGCACUCGAAAGCGUGUGCUCACUUUAUAGGGCUUGAGUCUAAAAAAAUGUGUUAUCAGAUUAAAUCUUGCAUACUGUGUUACACUAAGAAAGAUUUUUUAUGUACUUCAGUACCCAGCAAACAUUAGACCGAUGGCAAGAAAAUGCUUCCACACAGCCAAUACCAUUCUUCUCAAAUGUGGACAGUUCAACAUGCUCCUCUUUUCUCCAGUUCAUGCUCGUUCAGGCUGCAGUGUCAUUCUCUCAUAAACUUUAGAUAUGGUGCUGACUCCAGUCAUGGAGUUUUUCACUACUCUUACGCAGUCGCUGGUGGAAGACUUUGACAUACUUGUCUUUUUGUUUGUUUUUCCACUUUUUAUAAUCUCUUAAUUUGUUUCCAUGUUUCCAAACUCUCUUAUACGUUGUUCAGGGCUGUUAUGCUAAAUGUACAUUUUCUUUUUGGGAACACCAUGAUUCUAAAUCCAGGGUAUGACAUCUACAAUUAUUUUCCCAUAUUUCUUUUUCAUUUCAUUGCUAAUUGGACUGUCCAACUCAUCAAGAUCGAUCUUAGAUGUGACAUUCCCAGACCCCAUUUUUGCCAUCCAAGCCUUUACCUGGAACGUGUCCUCUUUCCCUCCAACCCGUUCUCAUUAAUCUUGUUACUGCUACAUUUUCGUUUCUAUUCAUUCUCUGUAUUUUUAUUAUUACCGUUAAGUGCCACUAGGGGCGCUGUAGCUUAAGAGUGAGCUUUGUAUGCAGAGAAGAGGUUAAUUUCCGCAGAAGAAGCGAUCUCUCGAGAGAAAGAAAGAUGUAUGACUAAAGUGUGGUCAUUAAGCUAAGUUUAAGAGAGAUAAGAUAAACAGAAAGAAGAAGAAAAAGACUGAAACUAAUUCCUCUCUCGGUACUGAGCCAACGAGUGAAGCUCCUCCCACAGGAAUCACAUCAUCAGUGAAGCUCCUCCCACAGUAGUUCACCAAUAAAUGCUGGAACAUCUCAUCAGUUCAGAAAAGAAGACGAGCUGAAAUCUGUCAAGUCUGAGUUUAUUAAAGAGGACAGAGAGAAGAUGAGAGAUCAAGAAGCCUCAACCCUCAGAAUCAAACACACUGAAGAUACUGAACAAACAGAGCUGAUUGAAGAGAACCAGGAGAGUGAAGAAUUGAGUGAAGUUGAGGAGAAAAAUCAUGUCCAAACCAGAGAAAAACUUCAGAGUUGCUCUCAAACCAAACAGAAAGAUUUAAAGAAAAGAAGAGCCAAGAAAUCUUUCACCUGCACUCAGUGUCCAAAGAGUUUCACAUGCAAAUCUUAUCUUGAUAUUCACAUGAGAGUUCACACUAGAGAGAGAUCAUACACAUGUGAUCAGUGCGGGAAGAGUUUCACACAAUCAUCAAACCUUAAGAACCACACUAACAUCCACACUGGAGAGAAACCGUACACUUGUGAUCAAUGUGGGAAGAGUUUCACACAAUCAGCAACACUUAAGAUUCACAUGAACAGCCACACAAGAGAGAAACUGUACUCAUGUGAUCAGUGCGGGAAAACAUUUUUGAGGCCUUCAGUCCUAAAGCAGCACCUGAGAGUUCAUACACAGGAGAAGCCAUAUUCGUGUGAUUUGUGUGAAAAGAGUUUUACAUUGCUACAAAGUUUGAAACAACAUCAGAAACUUCAUACUGGUGUGAGAGAGUACAUGUGCUUUGAGUGUGAAAAAACUUUUAUUACAGCGGCCCAUUUAAAACAGCACCAUAGGAUUCACACUGGAGAGAAACCUUACAAGUGUUCACACUGUGACAAGAGAUUCAAUCAGUCUUCAUACCUGAAAACACAUGAGAGGAUCCACACUGGAGAGAAACCUUACAAGUGUUCACACUGUGACAAGAGAUUCAGUCGGUCAGGAGACCUGAAAACACAUGAGAGGAUCCACACUGGAGAAAAACCUUACAAGUGUUCACACUGUGACAAGAGAUUCACUCAUGCAGUAAGUCUGAAAAUACAUGAGAGGAUCCACACUGGAGAGAAACCGUAUCACUGCACUGCAUGUGGGAAGUGUUUCAAUAAUUCAUCUUCUCUACACAGUCAUACAAAAAACAUUCACAGUAAGAUGCUGGAACAUCUCAUCAGUUCAGAAGAGAAGACGAGCAUCAAAUCACCAGAAGAGCUGAAAUCUGUGAAGUCUGAGUUUAUUAAAGAGGACAGAGAGAAGAUGAGAGAUCAAGAAGCCUCAACCCUCAGAAUCAAACACACUGAAGAUACUGAACAAACAGAGCUGAUGGAAGAGAACGAGAAGAGUGAAGAACUGAGUGAAGUGGAGGAGGAACAUUACGACAAACCUGGAGAAAAACCUUUGAGUCGCUCAAAGACCAAAAAUACAUUUUUAAAGAAAAGUAGAGCCAAGAAAUCUUUGACCUGCACUCAGUGUGGAAAGAGUUUGACAUGCAAACGUAAUCUUGAUGUUCAUAUGAGGAUCCACACCGGAGAGAGGCCGUUCACGUGCGAUCAAUGUGGGAAGCGUUUCACACAAAAAGUACACCUUCAAGGACACAUGAGAAACCACACUGGAGAGAAGUCAUAUGCAUGUGAUCAGUGUGAGAAAACUUUCACUCACAAACACAGCCUUGUUAUCCACUUGAGAGUUCAUUCUGGAGAAAAACCAUUCACAUGUGAUCAGUGCGGGAAGAGUUUCACACAAAAACCUCAUCUUACGGGGCACAUGAGGAUCCACACCGGAGAAAGGCCUUACCCUUGCAAUCAGUGCGGGAAGAGUUUCACGCAAUCAUCAUACCUUACGCUUCACAUGAAGAUUCACACAAGAGAGAAGCUGUACGCAUGUGAUCAAUGCGGUAAAACUUUUCUGUGGGCUUCAUACCUGAAGAAUCACCUGAGACUUCAUACAAAGGAGAAGCCACAUUCGUGUCACUUGUGUGAAAAGAGUUUUUCACUUCUACAACAUUUAAAAGAACAUCAAAAAAACCAUAAUGAUGUAAGAGAGUACAUGUGCUUUGAGUGUGAAAAGACCUUUACUUUAGCACGCUAUUUAAAACACCACCAGAGGAUUCACACUGGUGAAAAACCGUAUAAGUGUUCACAUUGUGACAAGAGAUUCAAUCAGGCAGAAAAUCUGAAAACACAUGAGAGGCUCCACACUGGAGAAAAACCUUACAAGUGUUCACACUGUGACAAGAGAUUCAAUGAGGCAGGAAAUCUGAAAAGACAUGAGAGGAUCCACAGCAGAGAGAAGCAGGACACGUGUGAUCAGUGCGGGAAGAGUUUCUCUGUUAAACACUUGAAGCAACAUCUGAGGCUCCAUGCUGUGGAGAAACCAGAUCACUACAAUCCACGUGAUGAGAGAACUUCCACAAAUCAAACAAGAGUUCACAGAAGAACCAGAGGACAGAGAGAAGAUGAGGGAUCCAGAAUCCUGCAGAAUGAACCAUCAUGAUUCUGAAGAACAAACAGACUCGAUGGACGUGAACAAGAAAGGAAAAACCAAAGCCAAAAAAUCUGUCACCAAUAUUCUUAUGUAAAUCAAGCCUGAAGAUUCACAUGAAAGUUCACACUGGCAAGAACAGUGCUUUCACUCUGAAAUCAAGUCCUUUACCACAGAUAAUAAACAGAAAGAGCACCAGUAAGUCACAGAAAUGAGCAGUAACCCUGGAAACACAUGAAAGGAUUAACACUGGAGAGUUUCAUUAAAUAUCUAGUCUUCGCUCUUGAUCACUGUAACCAGAUCAUCUUAUAAUCCAGCAGGGUGACACCAGGGGGGUGAAUUUAGUCUAAAAGUGGGGUGGGGCUAUAAUAUUUUAUAUUAUAUAAAUAUAAAAAUUCUUAAGAACAGUUGUUGAAGGGGACACAAAUAAUACAGCUAAAGUUGUACUUGUAAAGAAAAGUUUACACAGAAGAAUGCCGUACUACUAUUAUUGUUCUCUUGUUGGUCUGAUUGCAUCUUCUGUCCUCAUUUGUAAGUCACUUUGGACUGCUAAAUGAUUAAAUGUAAAUAUACCGUGCCAAAUUAAACAACUUCAAGCUGUCGUGU